This is a messenger RNA of Hypoxylon trugodes, 1458 nucleotides long. Its product is annotated as ERG2 and sigma1 receptor-like protein. The record is from RefSeq and is a predicted model, not a curated record. The transcript has 2 exons. Gene Ontology annotation, cellular component: endoplasmic reticulum. Bases 371 to 1081 code for a protein of 236 amino acids. Gene Ontology annotation, biological process: ergosterol biosynthetic process. NCBI's taxonomy places the organism in Eukaryota, Fungi, Ascomycota, Sordariomycetes, Xylariales, Hypoxylaceae.
AGACCAACCAAUUUAGACAAUUUAGAGCUGUGCUACGGAGUAGAGCUGGACCCCUUAUUCCAAUCAUUUGACAGGUACGUACCUCCCAUGAACAUAUUCUCAUUGGGAAUAACAAAAAAGAAAAAAAAAAAGUUGGAUUUUGUACGGGGAAGUCAGAUAUUACUUCUAUCGUCGACAUUCCGCUUCAAUUUCCAGAAGCUAGGUCUUCGUCACUCCUUCUUUCCAUAGCGAGGUCCAGCGUCUGCAUAGCGUCUGUUGUGCGUGUGCGUUCUAUUUGUCAAUUCGGCUCUUCUCACACUCCUUUUCAUUUAUUCGAGUCGUUAUCCCAUCCCUCAUCCGCUGUCUCGGAUCGGAAGGAAGCUGUGUCGCCAUGGCGCCCAAUAAGUCAAAGGCCUCAUCCGGUGGAGGGUGCAGCUGUAGUCUCACUAAAGUGCUCACGAUCAUCGGCGCGUUGAUCGGAUUAUUCUUCCCCAUCUACUACAUACUCGAGCGCAACCUAGAGAAAUUCUACAUUUUCGAGCUCGACCACUUGAAAGACGUGUCUUCGCGCGGUAUCGAGAAAUAUGGCAACGACACCGGCAAAAUCGUCGAGUACAUCGUCGCCGAACUUCACGAGAAGUACCCCCGACACGUUAACCCUAAGUGGAACGUUCCGGAAGAAUGGUUCUUUAACAACGCCGGCGGUGCCAUGGGUGGCAUGUACAUUAUCCACUCGAGCAUCACAGAGUACCUAAUCAUCUUCGGCACAGCCGUCGGCACCGAAGGCCACUCGGGACGACACACCGCCGACGACUACUUCUACAUCCUAAGCGGCGAGCAAUGGGCCUACGUCCCAGGUAACUUUACACGCGAAGUCUACCCCGCGGGCGCCAUGAACCACAUGCACCGCGGCACCGUCAAGCAAUACAAGAUGCCCAACGACUGCUUCGCGCUUGAGUACGCCCGCGGCUGGAUCCCCCCUAUGCUAUUCUUCGGUUUCGCCGACGGCGUUUUCAGCACCCUCGACGUGCAAACCCUAUACCGCACCGUCGUCGUCACCGGCCGUGAGAUGAUUGCCAACCUCUUGAUUGGAAAGAUCUAGACGGAUUCUGUCUGCUAGACGUGUAAGAGUUGUAUUUAGAAAAUGUCCUGUUAGAUCUAGGAAUGCCACUAUUUAGAGUGUCAAGCUAGAGGGGAGAUAACUCGUCGCGCUGCGCAUAAUGAUAAUUUAGCUAUAUAGGAGGUCUGACCUGAUAUACAAAAGGUCGGAUGAAUAUAUUAGAAGAGGACAAGUAUUGCGAAUGCGAUAUCCCUCAAUAUGUCGAACCUGAUAUCCAGUUUCAAGCCUAAAAAUUAGGUGCUCAUCAUUUAGUAUCUUUGGCACCUUACGGAUGUUCGCUGUGGUAUUUUCUUACUAAGUCAUGCGUGGUCCUUACUGAGAUACAUUUCUCCACAUAAAGAAAAGGGGUAGAUCGUAGG